Molecule: messenger RNA, 4113 nt
Organism: Priapulus caudatus
Lineage: Eukaryota; Metazoa; Priapulida; Priapulimorpha; Priapulimorphida; Priapulidae
Product: pleckstrin homology domain-containing family H member 1-like
Cellular component (GO): cytoskeleton
Source: RefSeq, a predicted model, not a curated record
AUGUUCCCGGACUACCACGAGUCGUACCUGAGCACGAGCAACUCCGACGACGCCAUCGAGAGAUCAGUGAUCACCGAGCAGGCGCAGGUGCACACGCGCCCGAAGACUCCGCCACCAGCACACGCCCCGUCGCCGGACGACGAACCCCCGCCGCCGCCGCCAGCGCCACGAGCAGCAGCAGCAGCAGCAGCAGCAACGCCGCCUCCCGUCGCGGCGAAACCGAACGGGUUGCUGACGAACGGGAUCGCGAUCCGGCGCGUCGACGGUAAGGGUGUCGUCGCGCAGCCGCCGUCGCCGCCGCUGCACCGCGUCGCCUCGUGGGAGAACGACAUCUACCGGAUCGCCGAGCAGGGCGUGUGCAUGCCGCAGGACAAGGCUGCCGACGACACGCAGUACGACAUCGAAGAUACAUCGAUGCCGGUGACGGAGGAACUCUACACGGCGAAAGUCUACGAACAUCUGAGCAUCCCCGUGUACGCAGCGCUGCAUGGGAGGGCGUCGCUGAUCAGGAAUCGGCCGUUCAGCGGGGAUUCGUCGGACUCGUCUGAUAAUGAGGAGUUUGUGUCCGUGCACAGCUCUCCUACGACGACGAAGAGCCUGAAGAAAGAUGACUCACAGGACUCGAAUCUGUCGGACGAUUACUACAUACCGCCGGAUGCACUGAUUGAUCCAGACAUGCAGGUCGUCAAGCCGAGCAAGAUGAAGGAGGAGUUUAAGAACAAGCUGCUGGAUAAGGUGAAGGGAAUGAGUUCGGCGCAGAGUACGUCGAGCAUUCAGAGCAAAGGUUCGAUGCACAGCAAGGCGUCGAUGAUCAGCAAGGAGAGCAGCACCAGCACACGCAACUAUACACUGGAGAAGGAUCCUCGCAAGAACAAGACGGUGAUACUGGAAAAGUCCGGCUACCUGAGCAAGCUUGGAGGUCGCGUGAAGACUUGGAAGAAGCAUUGGUUCGUCAUCCGGAAUGGCGAGCUGCUCUACUACAAAACCCAGAAUGACCGACGUCCUGCGGGCCGCAUCACGCUGGACAGUCAGUGCAGCAUGACGAAGGCAGCGAACGCUACGACCUUUCAGGUGGAGUCUAAGACUAAGAAACGAACCUACUACCUGGCAGGAGAUAGCGAGCACGUAGCUGAGGAGUGGGUGAAAGGUUCCUAUCGGCACGAUCAACAUGAAGACGGCGCGGGUGGAGGAGAUCGUCGAGGCACAGGAGAGCGACGACGAGGGGCUGCUGGAGGAAACCUCGGAGCAGCGGAGGCAGCAGCAGUCGAAGCAGUACACGCUCGCGAUCCACGUGGAGGACCAGGGCACCACUUACCUGCUCAUAAACACCAAGGAAGACAAAGAAGACAAGGAAGACCGGACGCACACGCGCUCGUGUCAGCUGUUCAUGAGCGUGCUCAUAGACCGUGCCGGCAUCGACUACCACGUCGUGCUGGCGCAGAACGCCCUGCAGCUGUGUCUCGCACACCCGGAGCUACAGAACGAGAUGUACUGUCAACUCAUCAAGCAGACAACGAAACACCCGACCCCGCCCAAGUCAGGAGUGCAGAAUCUCUUUCUGUGUGCAAGCCACUCAUGGUUCCUGUGUGACUCUCAAGCCUCGUCCCCCACCGGUGGCACCACGCCCAACGGUAGCAACGGCAGCGAUAAACUCAAUCCAGCAAGCUUCGUCUUCAUACAGGGCUGGAUGCUGCUGGCCAUGUGCAUGGCAUUGUUCCUACCCCGCCAACACCGCAUAAUGUGGUACCUGAAGACGCAUCUACAGCGACACGCCGACACCAGGUCGGAGCUCGGCAAGUACGCUAUGUUCUGCCAGAGGGCGCUGGAGCGGUGCGAACAAAAUGGCGGCCGGGAGGCGAAACCAUCUCGCAUGGAGGCGCUGUCAAUCAUCACGCGCAACCCGUACACGACGUCGCGUCCCUGCAGCAUCCCCGUGCACUUCCUCAACGCUACCUACCAGGGAGAUAGCAACACUGCUGCUACAGCUCGGUAUGUCAAGAUUUGGACGUCAUUUCACGUGGGAGCAGACACUCAAGGAGAAGCAGUGUGGCAAAACUCGAGUAACAGCCAAAGUAGUCAAGCUCACUAUAAGAACAGAUUGUACUUCAAGAGUCAAGUUCGUGGCGAGACCGACAUGGAACGACUGCUGUUGUGCUACCAGGUGGCGCUAGAGAUAACUGAAGGUCGCUUCCCUCUAUCUAAGGAGAUGGCGCUGGAGCUAACUGCUCUCAUGGUGCAGAUAGAGCACGGCGACUAUCGUCCGGGCAGCACACACAGCAGCGGUGGUACGGCGGUGCCCCCGUGUCACCUCGUUCAGCAGGUUGUCGACCACUACCACCCGAAACACUUCCGUAUCAACCAGUCAGCCGACGAGUCAAAGAACCUGGUCGCCUCUGUUCAGGGAAUCUGGGAGAAGAAGCUGCGGGGGAGGUCUCAGCAGGACUGCGUGCGCUGCCUUCUCACCGCCGUGCGCAAGUGGCCUUUCUUCGGAGCCAAGCUCUACCACGCAAAGAGCAAAGCUGUGGAUAGCCAGAAGCUUGUAUGGCUGGCUGUACAGGAGAAAGGCGUUGACGAACUGGACCACAGCACCAUGGAGCUGCUGCGGUCAUUUCCAUACAAAGUGCUCGUGACCUUUGGCGGCUUCAAGGACGACCUCAUGCUCGUCAUGUCGAACCUCGAGGGAAAGUCGGAGAAACCAGAGAAGCAACUCUUCCACAUGAAACCGGUGAAGAUCAUGGACAUCACUCAGCUGAUAGCGAGCUACAUCAACGGCUACCCGAACAUACACCUGAUGGCAGGCGGCCACGGCGGUCAGGCGGGCGUGGCCGUAGACAAGCUGGCUUCCCCGGGGACCCCUCCCGGAGCGCGGGGCAGGAGUAAUCCAGCUGCCCUGACGCCGAGCAGCGGGAAGGAGUUGGCCAUCGUGCAGGACAGACGCAGCGAUGUCAUCUAGUAGUCAACUGUCACAUCUAGACAGGUGUGGUUGUGUCAUAUGGUAAUCAUGAAGGCAGGACAGGUGUGUGUCAUCCAGUGAUCAUGUAGACAGUAAAGGUGUGCGUCAUCUAGUGGUCACCUGUCCCAUCUAGACGAUGACAGGUGUGGUGGUGUCAUAAUAUGGUGAUCACCUGUCCCAUCUAGAAGAUGACAGGCGUGGUGAUGUCAUAUAGUGACCACGUAGACAGUAAAUGUGUGUGUCAUCUAGUGGUCACCUGCCCCAUCUAGAAGAUGACAGGUGUGGGUUAUCUAGUUGUCACCUGUCCCAUCCAGAAGAUGACACGUGUGUGUGUCAUCUAGUUGUCAACUGUCCCAUCUAGAAGAUGACAGGACAGGUGUGAUGGCAUCUAGUGGUCAUGAACGCAGUACAGGUGUGAUGUCAUCUAGUGGUCAUCUAUUGACCUUCUAAAAGUCUUGCAGUAGACCAUAUGGCGGUUAUUUGCCCACACUUUAACUGUCAUCUAUCUGUGUGGCAGAGGCAUCAAGUAACAACAUCUAGUAGUAAUAUGCAGACCACAGCAGUCACUUACCGAUGCUCUAGCGGUGCCCAGCUUUCAGUCAUCUACCUUCAGCAUCUGCUAAAUGAAGUAGUAGAUGUGUGGGGGACACGUGCAUACUAGUCACUUGGUGGUUGUCUAACAGGCGUAAGCAAUCAAUAGAAAACAGACACAUGUAGUAGAGACUAUCCAGGGAUAUCUGCCUGUCGGUAAAGUCCUAUCAAAUGAAGUCGUCCGUGUAGCGUAGUGUGAACUCACACCAUCGCUUGUAUCGCCGUCGUGUCACCAAAUAUCGGUGACACUUGGUGACAGUGUUAAUGACGACUCUGGGCCGGUGACGCUAGCUGUCGGGGUUUGGCAAAAUGCUCGUUCGUGAUUUCCCGCGAGAACUCACUAAGCGCUUUUUACUCGUGUUAACUUUUUUAUGCAGGCAUUAUUUAUUCAAGAGUGUCGGAGGAAGCUUCGUGGUUGCUCCUUGGCUCUCGAUACAGCGGCCUCUGGUUGUGGGAGUGAACGGGUUAUACCGGUAGAGCUGGCUUGUAGCGGGAGUGAAGGGACUCCACUGGUAGAGCUGGCUUAUAGCGGGAGUGAAGGGACUCCACUGGUAGAGCUGGCUUGUAGC